This is a messenger RNA of Closterium sp. Yama58-4, 1152 nucleotides long. NCBI's taxonomy places the organism in Eukaryota, Viridiplantae, Streptophyta, Zygnematophyceae, Desmidiales, Closteriaceae. The record is from the annotation of a GenBank genome assembly.
AUGAUGAACACCUUUAUUGCAAGCUGGAUGAGAGCAAGGAUGGUAGCCUCGUCGAUUCUCGCCGCGCGGCUGAACGGAUCCAACGUGGUUGGGGCCACCGGCGACGCCAACGCCACCGGGCGAGUCUGCCUCCCCGUCUUCAAAAAAGACGGCGACUACAACGUCUUCUAUAGUGUCGUCACAUCCACCUCCGACGCCGACGAGCCGUACGCCGCUUCGAUCUAUCAAGGCGCAGCGGGAGAGGCAGGAACCGCUGUUCAUAAUACUGUCGCUGCAGGAGAAACCGCCACGUGGGCGAAUCUUACUCGUCCGCCGCCUCCCCCGCCCAAGAGCAAGAAGAACAAGGGCACACCGCCCCCUCCACCGCCUCCCAAGGAGCUGGUGGAUGCAAUUAUCGCGAAUCCGGAUGGUUACUACGCGUCGUUCGCGACGCUUGCUUUCGAGUCGGGUGCAGCGCGGGGGCAGUUUCAGUCGGACCCGCUUCCACCGCCGCCUAAGGGCAAGAAGGGCGGGAAGGAUGGUGGGAAGAAGGGCGGAGGCAAGACUGGUGGCGAUCGGUUCGGCACUCUCGUUGGUGCGGUCGCAGCGCGCGUCAACGGCUCUAACGUUGACCUCCAAGCUGACGUCAACGCCACGGGCUGCGUUGACCUCGCCAUCUUCUUAAACGCCACAACUAACGACUACGACAUUUAUUACCACGUCCGCAUCAGUCUGAAUGACUCUGGGGAGCCCACUGGUGUCGUCAUAAAAAAUGGCGCUGACGUGGCACUCACCGUGACCACCAGCGACGCCAAGUGGACCAAUCGCACGCUCACAGAUGCCGAGCGCGCCAAGCUGGGCGGGAAACUGACUCCCAAGGGCAAGAAGGGCAAGCAGCCGCCUCCCCCGCCUCCUCCACUCGGUUACAACUACAAAACCACCGGCACUUGGCUAAGCGCCAGUACUUUGACGGCGGAUAACGGGCAGACGUACAAGGAGCUGGCAGAUGCCAUGCUGGCUGCUCCUACCUCUUACUCUGCUCUCGUCUACACCAAGACGUACGAGAACGGUGCAGCGAGCGGUGCUUUCGUAGAUGUCACCAUGAAAGAUGGUGAUGGGUCUGGCGCAUUUGGCGUCAAACUGCGCACAAAAGCCAGCUUCGGCCUUGCCUGA